Molecule: messenger RNA, 3099 nt
Organism: Nothoprocta perdicaria
Lineage: Eukaryota; Metazoa; Chordata; Aves; Tinamiformes; Tinamidae
Gene: COPS2
Product: COP9 signalosome subunit 2
Exons: 12
Coding region: 181-1311 (376 amino acids)
Biological process (GO): protein deneddylation
Cellular component (GO): COP9 signalosome
Molecular function (GO): protein binding
Source: RefSeq, a predicted model, not a curated record
CUUAAAAUCUAGGAAUAUUCUGAAGACAGUAAUUCUGAACCAAAUGUGGAUCUGGAAAAUCAAUACUACAAUUCCAAAGCUUUGAAAGAAGAUGAUCCUAAGGCAGCACUAAGCAGUUUUCAAAAGGUUUUAGAACUUGAAGGUGAAAAAGGUGAAUGGGGGUUCAAAGCUCUGAAGCAGAUGAUUAAGAUAAACUUUAAAUUGACUAACUUUCCUGAAAUGAUGAACAGAUAUAAGCAGCUAUUGACCUACAUACGGAGUGCAGUUACAAGGAAUUAUUCUGAAAAAUCCAUCAAUUCUAUUCUUGAUUAUAUCUCUACUUCUAAGCAGAAUUCUGAUUUUUUAUGUCAGAUGGAUUUGCUUCAGGAAUUCUAUGAAACAACACUUGAAGCUCUGAAAGAUGCUAAGAAUGAUAGAUUGUGGUUUAAGACAAACACAAAGCUUGGCAAAUUAUAUUUAGAAAGAGAAGAAUAUGGAAAGUUGCAAAAGAUUUUGCGCCAGUUGCAUCAGUCAUGUCAGACUGAUGAUGGAGAAGAUGAUCUAAAAAAAGGUACCCAACUGUUGGAAAUCUAUGCUUUAGAAAUUCAAAUGUAUACAGCACAGAAGAAUAACAAAAAACUUAAAGCACUAUAUGAACAGUCAUUACACAUCAAGUCAGCCAUUCCUCAUCCACUGAUCAUGGGAGUUAUCAGAGAAUGCGGAGGCAAAAUGCACUUAAGAGAAGGAGAGUUUGAAAAGGCACAUACUGAUUUUUUUGAAGCGUUCAAGAAUUAUGAUGAAUCAGGGAGCCCYAGAAGAACGACUUGCUUAAAAUACUUGGUCUUAGCAAACAUGCUGAUGAAGUCUGGAAUAAAUCCUUUUGACUCUCAGGAGGCUAAACCAUACAAAAAUGAUCCAGAGAUUCUAGCAAUGACGAAUUUAGUAAGUGCCUAUCAGAAUAAUGACAUCACUGAAUUUGAGAAGAUUCUGAAAACAAAUCACAGCAACAUCAUGGAUGAUCCCUUCAUAAGGGAACAUAUUGAAGAGCUUUUGCGAAACAUCAGAACACAAGUGCUUAUAAAAUUAAUUAAGCCUUACACAAGAAUACAUAUUCCCUUUAUUUCUAAGGAGUUAAACAUAGAUGUAGCUGAUGUGGAAAGCUUGCUUGUGCAGUGCAUAUUGGAUAACACUAUACAUGGCCGAAUUGAUCAAGUCAACCAGCUCCUUGAACUGGAUCAUCAGAAGAGAGGCGGUGCACGGUAUACUGCAUUAGAUAAAUGGACCAACCAACUAAAUUCUCUCAACCAGGCUGUAGUCAGCAAGCUGGCCUAACCGAAAACAAGCUUUUACAAAACGUACUUAAGGCAACAGUGCAGUGAUGUAAACCUUAAAAGAACUGGGAAUGGCAAAACUACUGUCGGUUGGUGUGCCCUGAAAUUAUUGGAGUUAUGGCAGAAGUGCUUUUUUGAUCAGCUGGUUUGUGUUUUGCUGCUGCAUUUAUCCCAAGAAAAAACAGCUUUAAUCUCCAGAAGAAAACCAAAAUGCCACGGGAUUUAUGCUGUAUUGACAUCUUGCCCUAAACAUACAACAUCAUAAUAAUUUGUUCAAGGGCAAGUAAUGACCAGAGAGAAGAUUUUUGUCAUGAUUUUAAAUACACUGACACGUUACUGUUGGUUAAAUUUAAACAUGUUUUACCUGCAGAAAUUCUCUCACAGAAAUAACCUGCAAUAACUUGAAAUGCAUACCCUUUUGAACACUUCCUUUUCUCAUGUAUAAAUUGAAAUGUUUGCUGCAUUUUGCAAAAUGUCARUUCUCCAAAAAUGUGUCCGUAUAUUUCUGUACCUGCAGUGUAGUAAAGGUUUAGAAGAAACCCCAUAAUUAUAGUGGCAUACUGUCACUUUAGGUUUCAAGCAGCAAAAUAAACAGUGCAGUUCAGAAAUUGUACAGUUUGUUUCUUGAUGUGCUUUCAUUAUACUUKAUUUUUACUUUCAGUAUUUUAAGAAAAUAUGUACUAUGUCAUCCUCACUUAGGGAGAUUUUAAAUCUAAACCUUGGUAUGCUUUUCAUUUUCUUAAAGUGGUAACCACAAAUACUUAGAUUAAAACAUUGCACCUAGCCAUCCUGCUAACUGAUUUGAUCGUGCAAGAAACCAAGCUCAUACCAGUUCCAUCUGGUUGAUAUUCGUAGGUGGAACUUAUCAGGCAAAUAUUCUUGGGUUUGACUUCAGUAAUUUAAGAAYACAGGGUUGUCAGGAAAUACUUUGGGAGUAGAAAUAUGGACCCUAAUUGUUGUCUUUCUUUGACUGAUUAGGCCAGAUUGUGGUCUUUUUUUGGACUCUUGAAUUGUGUAUGAAUAGAAACAGGUUUUGAAAGCAACAGAAUUUCUGCACUAUGUAUGUGGAGUGGGGACUAAGUGCAGUGACGUCAGGAACGGUGCAGUCCAUUCCCUCCCAAACCUUUGACUGUGUUUGAGUUCCUUCAGAGCCACUGCUCAAGUUGCAUAGUAGACACUACCUUUGGUGUCCCAAGAUUUUGGGAUCAUCAUUUAAAGUGGAGCUGUGUGAUUUUGGCCACAGCAACUGUAUUUCCUGUGGCAGCUUGUUUGGACAAUUUCUCUGACAGAGAAAUUCUCUUGUGGUUCUCAGAGAAGUAAAAGAAAUUUUGCGUGGUCACUUCUUCCAUAAGUACUCCAAUUUAAAGGUAAUGGUAUGAUGUAAAUAGUGCAAAAGGCUGUGCCAUGCACAGUUGUUGCAGUAGAAAUAAAAAUAGGUGUGUAGCGCAAUUAAUGCCACAAAAAAAGAAAAAGUAAACAUAAAGAAGCCUCCUGUAGCACACGUGUCUCUCACCUAUGUAUAAAAUAGAAUGGUAAACCAAAUGUUCGUUCUAGGACAGAAUUUAAAUAGUUAACAGCAUACAUUUAAGUGGGAUGGCAUUGACUUUCAUUUGAAAGUUACGUGUUGCAGAAAAUUUUGCUCUGUAGUUGUCAAAACGUAAGUGAAAUUGUUUUUCUUGUAUCAAUUAAGGAUUAAGUUCAUGUGUUGCGUAAAUAACCUGAUGCUGAAUCUCUGUGAGCAUUUUUACUUUACUGAUGCAGUAAAGUGUAAAAACACCAGCAGGUGUUU